AUGCUGUCAGAAGAAGAGAAUGACGAGUUACUAGCAGUAACAGCUACAAAUUCAGGAUCUGCUUCGAAGAUUCCCAAUUUGACAGAUCAGUUUAAGGAAUUAUCGCAACUACAAGAGUCGAAGACAGACACAUUGUUAAAGAAGGUUUGGGAGUUCAUUAAGAUACAGCUUUUGGGACAUACGAAUGGAUUCGAGCAGUUUGUAAAUGAAAUAGAACCUAAUGAUUGCUCGUUAGUUUCUAAAUACGGAGAAGUUACAGAUAUAGACCUACGCGGUGAAACCAGCAUCUCAAUUGACGAAGUGACAUUGAGCACCAUACAUAUACCACAUCCAUUAACCAACUUUAUGAGAAACGAAGCUAACCAGUUUCCACUCAACAUGGACAUACUGAAAGAAUUGGAAGAGUCACCGAUAUUAGUAUUUCUUCAUGGUCUCGGUGGGCAAAUGUCGCAGUUCGAGCCUCUCAUGGGACUUCUCUCUCAAUGCCUGGAGAUAAUUUCGCUUGAUUUACCAGGAUUUGGAAAUUCAAAAAUACAGUUUAGUGAUGUGAAAAUGAUUACAGAUAUGUCAGAUGAAACCAAACUGAAGAUUUCAUCAAGUGUUGGUAAAAUGCGAUGGAACGAUUUUACGACAGAAAACAUUGUGAACAUCAUUUGUGCAUUUAUUAAUCAACAAAUACCACGAGACAAAAAAGUGGUAUUAGUUGGGCAUUCCAUGGGUACCCAUUUGUCGGUUAAGGUUGCCAAGAAGUUGCCAGCACAUAAAGUUGAAGGGCUCAUCUUGCUAUCCCCUCCUGGUUUGAUAGACGACGUUACGAAGACAGCGCCAGAACAACCUGCAAAGACAAUAUCUAUGUUGAAGAUAUUCAAUUAUUUGCCUUGGUUUUUCAACUGCUUUCGUGUAUGGGAUAGACUUGAGGGUUUGAAUAGCAAAAGUGUUUCCAGACAAUUAGCAAAGCCAACUGAUAUAUCUACAACGACAUCUUGCAAAUUCAACCCUAAUGCUAAUAUUUAUAAUAAACUCAGACAGCUUAGAUGGAAUAUGGAUAUAAACUCACACAUAAUCUUGAAAUAUGUACAUGGAUUUCAAAAAGCGAAGUAUUCGGAUUUGUUAGCAGCUAUAUCAAACUUCAACAAUAACCCAUCUGACAAGACUACUUAUGAGAAAACUCUAUUGAUUGCUGGUAGCGGAGACCAAGUAACUCCACCGAGCGUAAUAUCAGUGAUUGACAAAUUUUUAGCUUCUACGUUUGAUAGAAAAGUGUCAUCUUCAAUCGAAAUUAAUAAUGCAGGACAUUCUUUACUUUUGUCGAAACCAGAAUUUAUUAGUGGAAUGAUUUUAAACCAUGUUGAGCUGAAGUUCCCAGAGCGCUUGCAUUUGGCGCCUGCUUGGGUUUUGAGAGUUAAGGCUGACAUUUCGGGAGACAAAUGGGGUUUAAAAAAUGAACUAAAGUGGCUGAAGCUUAAACCACUUUCGAGCAAUAUUACUCGUAAAAGUGGUAAGGAUAUUGCACCUUUGUUAGGUAUGAAGACACUCAGAGAAGAUGAUUCGAACCAUUCCCCAGCACUUUUAGAGAAAAAGUUCUAUGACCCUAAUUCUGAAUCUGUGGACGGCAUAGAAGGAAAAUUGAUCGGAAUAGUGGAUAUUUCUGCAGACAUACCACCAUACAGCCCAAAAUCGUUUAAACAUAUUCAAUACUACAAAUGUGCAACCGUUUCCAAGGUAGUUCCCGACCAAGUGGCCAUUAGAAGAUUCAUUCAAUUAAUUGAUGACAUUUUAUCGUCUAAUACUGAAAAAGCCCCACUAAUCGCAAUUCAUUGUCAUUAUGGAUUUAAUAGAACUGGUUUCUUGAUAUGUUGUUAUUUAGUUGAAAGAUUAGGCUGGUCUGUGCAAGAAGCUGUUGAGGGGUUUAAGGCAGCCAAACCUCCUGGAAUAAAGCAUCCGCAUUUCAUAGAUGCUUUGUACGUGAGGUAUGAGCCUAACUAUUAG
Debaryomyces hansenii CBS767 is the source of this 1989-nucleotide messenger RNA. Its product is annotated as triacylglycerol lipase. The coding region runs from base 1 to 1989 and encodes 662 amino acids. NCBI's taxonomy places the organism in Eukaryota, Fungi, Ascomycota, Pichiomycetes, Serinales, Debaryomycetaceae. Gene Ontology annotation, molecular function: protein tyrosine/serine/threonine phosphatase activity. The transcript has a single exon. The record is from RefSeq and is a predicted model, not a curated record. Gene Ontology annotation, biological process: dephosphorylation.